GAGAAUUCAUCCCAGCCGCCCACUCAGCCUUCGCCACGGUGCUCACACCGCCGUUGGGGUGGGCCGUUGUGAGCUGAGAGCGCUCGACAGGGGUCGCCACGAUCCUCUCCACCUCUCGACUGAUCGCAAGCUCUUGGUUUCACCUGCCUGACCAGGCUCACCUGCUUUUCAAUCGCCUGGCCAUGAGCAGGAUCAUUUGGUCGCCAAUAACCAACUGGCCAUAUGGGAGAAUUUCUUUUCAGCACUGAACAGCUUCUUCCAAAAGUGUCAUACACCGAAGCGGGGUGGGGGUUUGUGGAAAACAAACUGUGGCGUGGUGGAACGCGGAAAGACAGCUCCCCUGCCGUCAUAUGCGCAUUAUGCUUUGUCCUCCCCGACCAAUGACGCCCAAGGUGUCAUCCGACACAGCCUGGUGAAUAAGCUCAUCAACACGAUGACCACCCAACACGAUAUCCCACCGACUGUUGAGCUUAGAGCUUUAGUGUCAAAGGGAAAGUUGAGGGUGUGGAACCGUGUUCGAGUGUUGAAUGGUGGCGAUUCCAUUCGUGUGUCGAGGAUGGAUACAGCUGAGGAGGACAGGAGGUGUGCCUCCUUUGUCUCGUAUAUGGUGUCUAUCGACCGGAAUAGGCGACAUCCAACCAGGCAUGUAGAGUUCGAGGACCACCUAUGUUAUGGUGAGCUCCUGAACUUGAUCACCAUUGAUCUUCCCCACCACCCGAAAUCCUACAACACCCCUCCUGUUACUCUCGCCUUCGCCCACAUCAAACCAGCGUUGUCACAUAAGCACCGUAUUGGCAGCCAUGAAUGGAGCUAUUAUAAAGAGUGCCAGGCGGAGGAAGGAUCUGGCCUCUGUCAAUCAGCUGGUUGGAAGGGUUAAGAGUAUCUCAAAACCUGGCACCACCUAUACGCCGCGUGUCUUUGGUGUAAGGUAAACUGGAUGAAAGGUAC
This is a messenger RNA of Cryptococcus deneoformans JEC21, 948 nucleotides long. RefSeq lists its product as hypothetical. NCBI's taxonomy places the organism in Eukaryota, Fungi, Basidiomycota, Tremellomycetes, Tremellales, Cryptococcaceae. The coding region runs from base 434 to 877 and encodes 147 amino acids. The transcript has 3 exons. The record is from RefSeq and is a predicted model, not a curated record.